AGUCCUGCCUUCAACACACAGGGUUCAAAUUCCAGUUCCUCCUUCCUGCCUGGGCUGUGGAGCAGCAGAGUUGGACAAAUGGUUUGGUAAUCACGAGAGAAAAAUCUGAGAAACUGAGGCGACCCGCUGCCUUCACUGUGUUCUUCGGUUCUUCAGUUGGUGUGGUGAAAAUUUAACUAUGGGUUCGAAUGACCUCAACAGGAACGCAGACCCUGUGAGGUCACGACCUUCUGUGUGGCACCACAGCCCCUUUAACAGCAUCAAGUUCUUUGUGUUCUGCCACAGUUUGUUGCAGCUGGCACAGCUGUUGGUGUCAGGCUACAUGAAGAGCUCUAUCUCCACCAUAGAGAGACGCUACGGUCUCUCCAGCCAGAAGUCAGGACUGCUGGCUGCUUUCAACGAGGUGGGGAAUACAGUGCUCAUAGUCUUCGUGAGUUUCUUCGGGAGUCGAGUUCACAGGCCACACUACAUUGGAGGUGGAGCUCUGCUGGCCUGCCUGGCCUCACUGCUAAUGGCGAUGCCACACUUCCUGAGCGGUCCUUAUGAAUACACAGACAGCAUCAGUGCUUCCAGUGAUAACAGCUCUGGCCUCUGCCAAUCAGAGAACCUCCUCACCACAUCAUCCUCCAAUCAGAGCUGCAACCUGCUGGAGAACCCUGUCCAGCAGGUGGUGUACCCUCUGCUGCUGUUGGGUCAGCUGCUGCUGGGUAUCGGAGCCGUCCCCAUCCAGCCCUUCGGCAUCUCCUACAUUGAUGACUAUGCCAGCAAGAAGAACUCACCGCUCUACCUCGGCAUCCUCCUCGCUGUGACCUCCAUCGGCCCAGCGUUUGGUUUCAUCACCGGCUCCUUCAUGCUGCGCUUUUAUGUUGACUUUGAUAAGAUUUCCAGAGACCAGAUUAAACUGGACCCAAAGGAUCUGCGCUGGGUGGGAGCCUGGUGGCUUGGCUUCCUGGUGGCAUCCUGUCUCCUCUUCCUCACUGCAUUACCUUACCUCUUCUUCCCCAGAAACAUGCCCAAAGAGGAUGAUGCAGAUGAUGUUGAGUCCAGACCAGACUGCAAGCAGCAGCAGACAGACCCAGUCCGGGAACUCUCUCUGUUUCAGUUCCUCAAAAGUUUCCCUCGUAUCGCUCUGCGGACCCUGCGCAGCCCCAUCUACCUGCUGGUGGUUCUGGCUCAAGUCAACCUGGCAGCGCUGCUGGCUGGCCUUGCAACCUUUAUGGCCAAGUUCAUUGAGAGACAAUUUAGCCAGACUGUGUCCUUUUCCAUCAUGAUGAUAGGAGGACUUUGUAUCCCGCUGGCGGUGUUGGGUACUGUGCUGGGUGGAGUUCUGAUGCGGAGGUUGAAUCUAUCGGUUAGGGGUGCUAGCAGAUUGUGCAGUGUUGCCAUCCUGCUGUGCCUGGUCUCCGCUACGCCACUGCUGCUCAUUGGUUGUCCCACCCAGAAGGUGUCGGGAAUCUUCCCUCCCGGCUCUGAUGUGUUGUCAUGCAGCAGUGACUGUGGGUGUCCCCCGGAGGCAUUUAACCCAGUCUGUGGUUCAGAUGGUGUUGAGUUCAGGUCUCCCUGCCAUGCCGGCUGUAUCACCAUAGAAACAGAUGACAGCAAUAAAAUCAUCAACUACACCAAGUGUCGGUGUGUGGGCGGCCUCAGCUCCGCCUCUCCUGGGACCUGCGGCAGCAGAUGCUCCCACCUCCUCCUCCCGUUCAUGGCCCUUCUGGGCGUCACCAGCUUCAUCGCCUCCUUCUCACAGACACCCUCCUACAUGAUGAUACUGAGGACGGUGCCCACAGAGGACAAGUCUUUUGCAGUGGGAGUUCAGUACAUGCUGUUCAGAGUGCUCGCGUUCAUGCCUGGCCCAGUGUUGUAUGGCAGCGUCAUUGACACCACCUGCAUCCUGUGGGGUAGAAAGUGUGGCAAACAUACUUCCUGUCUCUACUAUAACCUGGACCACUUCAGACACAGGUUUCUUGGCAUGCAGGUGGUCUUCGUGUGUGGGGGACUGCUCUGCUUCCUGCUGUGUGCCGUGGUCCUGCACAGGAUGGCCAGACGUCAAGAACCUGAGCCGAGACGUAAAGGGGGCUACGAGCUGGUGAAGGGGCAGAAAACACAGGAGAAUGUUUCAUCUAAAGACAAUGACACGAAAGAUAUAAAAACCUGAAGAUAUACAACAAGAGGAUGCAGAAAAGAAAGGACACAGAGGCUAAAGGAAGACAACAAGAAGAGUUCAGAAAGUUUGUUCAGAUGGUGAGAAGCUAUAAGUUAGUCAAAGUGUGUUGAGUGAUUCUCCAGCCUUUCAUGUAAAGGACCAAUCAGCCUGCAGGAUGAGCCUGACAUACUGCGUGAUAUAUACUGUUUUUACAUCUAAUACUCAGUACACAUUCUACUAAUAUUUCCAGUGGUGGAAGAUGUACAAUAUUCCACAUUUACAAAUACUCUGUUAAGUGUUUAUAUUGAAUAGAAGUCCAUAAAGUGCUGAAUAAUAAAUAUAAUUGGAAUGUAAUGCAUUAAUGUGUUCAAUUUUAAUCACUUUAAUGUUGCAGCUUUUCCCUCUGAGAUGUACUGUAGCAGAAAGGUAGAGUGGCAUAAAAUGGAAAUUCUGAUAAAAAGUACAAAUACCUCAAAACUGUACUCAAGUAGUAAGUUAAUGUACUUACUUCCCACCACUGUUCAUUUCCAGUUUUGUCAUUAUUGUAUUAUUUCAUUUCAUCAUUUCAUGAUGUUUUUAUAUGAUGCAGUGAGCCCAGAGCACCUCCACUUAUUAAGCUUGUCUUCUCAGCAAAGUUUGAACAUUGCAACUGAUCUGUGAGCCGAUUUCAAUUCUUCAAAAAAUGUAGCCAUGCUAGCAGCAGCUGUUAGCACCUUGGCUUAGUGUCUGUCAAUCACCUUUGUUCAAACUUAAAUAUCUCUACAACUAUUUGAUGGAUUGUAAUGAAGUGUUGUUCACACAUGCAUGCUCCUCUCAGGAUGAACAGUAAUAACUUUGGUGACCCUCUGACUUUUACUGUGGCACAAUCAUCAGGUCAAAAAACUAAUGUGGGGAAGGCUACAGAGCUUCAGCUCUUUUUGUUGGUCAUGUGACCCGGUCUGGUCCAUUUUUCUCUCUCAUCUCAUCUCAUCUCAUCUCAUUUCCUGUCAUCUCUCCACUGCGAUUUCCUAGUGAAGCCACAUACAUGCAUCAAAAUAAGCUAUAAAAACUGUCCAGCUCUGUAACACAUCCAUGAUUCAGCAUGUUGGUCACCGCUUUCAUGUUUUUCUGUUUUGUCCCACGAGAAUAUGAAAACCUAAAAAUGUAAAACACGAGACAGAGAGUUUCUUCAUUUCCUGCUCAGCUGUGACGAGAAGUGACACUUGUUUUAUGUUAUUGUUCAUGCUAUGUACUGAGGGGCUGCAGCACAUUUUUAUAACAGUCACAUACAUUGGAUAUACAAGCUGUUUGAAUAUCAACCUGUCAAAAGUUUCUCAUGAAAAUGUUGUUUCUCCUCUCAUAUUUGUUUUUGCUGUUAAUACAUUUUGAAAUACCAAAACACCAAAUGAACAGCUCAGCUCUGAGGCUCUGAGAAGUUUUUCUUCUGUAGAAAUACAAAACAUCGUAUCAGUGUUACUGAUUAAAAGUGUAAUGUGUGUCUCCCAUAACUUUACUGCAUGAGGCUUAAGUUAGCAAACUGGGUCACCAGCAUUGUCAGUAUCUGCUUGUUGUUCAGUCAACUUUAAGUGGUUCUGGUUUUCUGUUUUCGAAACUCCUUCUUUUCAUCAAUCUUUCUAAGUCUCAAACUGAACCCAGAAAUUUCAAGUCAGUCAAGUUUGCUUUGUGCUGCCUCAACAUCACAUCUCAUGAAAAGAUGAUUUAUCACAUGUGUAUCAUGUCCAAUAUCCAAUAAUAAACACUGAGUAAGAGUUAAUACUGGA
Molecule: messenger RNA, 3903 nt
Organism: Scatophagus argus
Lineage: Eukaryota; Metazoa; Chordata; Actinopteri; Scatophagidae
Gene: slco2b1
Product: solute carrier organic anion transporter family, member 2B1
Exons: 15
Coding region: 179-2155 (658 amino acids)
Biological process (GO): transmembrane transport; bile acid and bile salt transport; sodium-independent organic anion transport
Cellular component (GO): membrane
Molecular function (GO): protein binding; bile acid transmembrane transporter activity
Source: RefSeq, a predicted model, not a curated record